GUUCCGAGCCGAGCCGUGCCAAGCCAAGCCGAGCCGAGCUGUCCGGCGGGAUGGAGGAGCGCUACACCAAGGCAGAGACCCUCGCCCUGCGGAGGAAGCACAUCGGGCCUUCCUGCAAGGUUUUUUAUGCCAAGGACCCUCUGAAGAUAGUACGUGCUCAGGGCCAAUAUAUGUUUGAUGAGAAAGGAGAAAAAUACUUAGACUGCAUCAACAACGUUGCCCAUGUUGGCCACAGUCAUCCAUAUGUGAUAAAGGCUGCAACAAAACAGAUGGAACUGCUCAAUACAAACUCUCGUUUCCUGCAUGACAACCUUGUUCAGUACGCACAGCGUCUUACAGCCACCCUGCCCGAGAAACUCUCUGUUUGCUACUUUGUUAACUCUGGGUCUGAAGCAAAUGAUCUUGCUUUACGACUGGCUCGGCAGUACCGUGGGCACCAGGAUGUGAUCACCCUUGAAAAUGCUUACCAUGGCCAUGUUACAUCUCUGAUUGACAUCAGUCCCUAUAAAUUUAAUCAGCUGGGGAAGGACAGCAAGAAGGAGUAUGUGCAUGUGGCUCCUUCUCCAGAUAUCUACAGAGGGAAAUACAGGGAAGACCACCCAGAUCCAGCAAGUGCUUAUGCUGAAGAGGUGAAAAAAAUUAUUGAAGAAACACAGAAGAAUGGACGCAAGAUUGCUGCCUUCAUAGCUGAGUCCAUGCAGAGCUGUGGAGGCCAAGUAAUUCCACCUGUGGGCUACUUCCAGAAAGUGGCAGAGUAUGUGCAUGCAGCAGGUGGAGUGUUUAUAGCUGAUGAAGUCCAGGUUGGCUUUGGCAGAGUUGGGAAGCAUUUUUGGGCAUUCCAGCUACAAGGCGAAGACUUUGUGCCUGACAUUGUCACCAUGGGAAAGCCCAUUGGCAAUGGACACCCUAUGUCUUGUGUGGUCACAACAAGGGAAAUUGCUGAAGGUUUUGGUGCCUCUGGACUGGAAUAUUUUAAUACAUUUGGAGGCAAUCCAGUCUCUUGUGCUGUUGGUUUGGCUGUGCUGGAUGUAAUAGAGAAAGAAGAUCUCCAAGGAAAUGCUACACGUGUAGGAAAUUAUCUUCUGGAGUUACUGGCUGAGCAGAAAGAGAAACAUCCCUUAGUGGGAGAUAUCAGGGGUGCUGGAUUGUUUGUUGGAGUGGAUCUGGUGAAAGAUCGACAAAAGCGAACACCAGCCACAGCUGAAGCCCUUCAUCUUAUUUACAAGCUCAAAGAGCACCAAAUACUUCUUAGCGCAGAUGGACCCUACAGAAAUAUUCUAAAAUUUAAACCACCAAUGUGUUUCACUAUGGAAGAUGCAAAACAUGCAGUGGAGACAAUUGAUGCACUUCUUACAGAAAUGGAAGAGGCCACUGGAAUGAAGACAGAAAAUAAUGCAUCUACAAAUGUACAGUGUAAAAGAAAAACAACUGAAGAGAGUUCUCAACCAGAAGGUGCAAAUGAAGCCAUUGGCCACGUGAAUGGAGCUGCCUGCAGACAAGAAAAUGGGAUUUAUUCGAAGAAACGCUCACAGUCAAGUAAAAGAAUAAGAACAUGAAGAGUGAACUUUCUUCAUUCAGUUUGAAUUUGUCUCCAUCUUGCUUUUGAGAUGAAGAGUGCAAUAGUCCAAGUCCUAGGAUCUGUUUAAAGCCUAGUCAUACCUUCCAUAAACUGGCUGAAUUCCUAUUAGCUUCAGUAGGUUUAAAAUACCUUCUCAGAUACAUGAGAAGUGCACCAUGUGGCUUGAAAUCUAGAUGUGACAGAAUGGACAAGUGAUACCAAAAUACCUUGGUGCUGAUGGCAGGCUUGACAUAGGUGCACAAACUCAGUGA
Molecule: messenger RNA, 1830 nt
Organism: Acanthisitta chloris (rifleman)
Lineage: Eukaryota; Metazoa; Chordata; Aves; Passeriformes; Acanthisittidae
Gene: ETNPPL
Product: ethanolamine-phosphate phospho-lyase
Exons: 13
Coding region: 51-1556 (501 amino acids)
Cellular component (GO): mitochondrion
Molecular function (GO): pyridoxal phosphate binding; ethanolamine-phosphate phospho-lyase activity; transaminase activity
Source: RefSeq, a predicted model, not a curated record